AUGUCUGAUAAUAGAAAAGAAGAAUUAUUAAAGAAACGUCAAAAACUUGAAGAAUUACGUAGAGCACGAGAAGAAAGAAUUAAAAGCACACCUGCUAGUAAAAAAGAGGAUUUUAAUCAAUUUCUUGAUGAUAUACUCUCAGUAAAGUCUAAACCAACAACUGAACCAACUAAAGAUAUUACACCAAAUAUAACUGCGCCAUAUAUUAAUCCACCUGUUGUACAAAGUCCUUCGUUGGUUAAUCCUCGAUAUAUUCCAGGCUUUAAUACCACUGAAACAGUCCUUUUGGAUGUGCCUCCAAGGGAACUUGUUCUUUAUAAUAAAGAAGUGCAAACUGCAUCAACCUCAUUUGUACCAUCACCAUCUUCUGAAGAAGAAAUUCGUGAACAGGUUAAAAAAGAACAUGCAGAAAAAGAAAAGGCUAAACAGCUUGCUUUAGAGGAUGAGCGUAGAAGAGAAGAAGAAGAAAGAGAGAGACAACUAAAAUUAUUAGAAAGAAAAAUUAUUAUCAAUUCACCAGAAUUUAUGGAAUUUAUCGAUCAUACAUCUAGAGUUGUUGAGAGAGCAAUCAAUGAAUCAUAUGAUUAUAUAAAAGAGUAUACAAUUACCAACAAUUCAAAAGAUGAAAACAACAACCACAAUAAUGCUGGUGCAAAAGUCAAAUAUUUAUUUUCAUUUUUUGAUGAAAAAUGGAGUAAAAAUCGGUCUGUUGCUGAUGUUAAUUGGUCUCAUAAAAAUCCUGAAUUAUGUGUUGCAGCAUAUAACAAAAAUGCAUUUGCAGCUAAUGAACCGGAUGGUGUUGUGUUAGUGUGGAAUACACAUUUAGUUGAAAGGCCAGAAUUUGUUUUCCAUUCUCAGUCAGAUGUUCUUACAGCCAGAUUUUUAGAUUUCAAUCCAAGUUUGAUAAUCGGGGGUACAUACUCGGGUCAAAUAUUAAUUUGGGAUAUAAGAGCCAAAAGUUUACCGGUUCAGAAGACGCCACUUGGAUCUGUUGGACACACACAUCCUGUUUAUUCAUUGCAAAUUGCCGGUACACAAAAUGCUCAUAAUCUAAUAACCGCUAGUACUGAUGGUAUGGUGUGUUAUUGGCAAUUAGAUUCAUUGAAUAGGCCACAGGAAUUUUUGGAAUUGGUUCAUUCGAGUAAUAGUAAGACUGAUGAGGUAUCAGUGACAGCUCUCGGUUUUCCUGCCAAUGAAACUGCUGCUUUUUGGGUGGGAACCGAAGAAGGAAAUGUUUAUCAAGCCAAUAGAUACAGUCAUGCUGGAGGUAAACCGGGUAUAAAUCCACUUGAUUUUUAUAAUGGACAUUGGGGUCCAAUUACAGGACUUGAUUUCCAUCCAGUUGCUGGACCAAUUGACUUUUCAGAUUUAUUUUUAACAUCUUCAGUUGACUGGACUGUAAAAUUAUGGAAAUCAAAAUCAUCACCAAAGGCAUCUGUAGGAGUAAGAAAUAUAUCACCGUUGUUUUCAUUUGAAGGAGCAGAUGAUUAUGUUUAUGAUGUUAAAUGGUCGCCUACACAUCCAGCACUGUUUGGGUGUGUUGAUGGCAAAGGAAACUUUUCACUUUGGAAUAUAAACAGCGACAUCGAAGUACCAAUUCUAAAUACUCAUUGUAGUAACAGCGCAUUAAAUAAACUUCAGUGGGACAAAGAAGGCCGUAAAGUUGCAAUUGGAUCUUCGGAUGGAAGGGUGCAUCUUUAUGAUAUUGGAGAGAUCGGUAUACCAGGAGAUGAUGAUUGGACAGAUAUGCAAAAAAAUGUUUCAGAAUUAAUUGGAGAAAAUGAAGUUCUACCUAGAAAACAUAUUAUAACAAAAUAA
Entrophospora sp. SA101 is the source of this 1818-nucleotide messenger RNA. The record is from the annotation of a GenBank genome assembly. NCBI's taxonomy places the organism in Eukaryota, Fungi, Glomeromycota, Glomeromycetes, Entrophosporales, Entrophosporaceae.